AUGCAGCAGCGGCUGCACGCUGCAGCACAGGCCCGGCUUUUGCCGGGCCUGCACCGCCUGGGCUGUGGCGCCUGCCCGGCCCCAAUCCUGGCAUUCCGUGUCGGAGCGCAGCGUGUAGACAGCAGCAGCCCGAGGCUGGCGCGGCGCGGCACGGCGCUGGUCACCACCGCCCGCCAGUCGUCGCAGGAGGCGGGCAGCGGCGCCAGCGGCGGCGUGGGCCUCUUCCCGGCCGGCAAGCGCCAGGCUCGCGUGCAGCUGCCCGCCCUCAUGCUAGCUGUCACGGCGGCAGACGUGCUGGACCCAGCGCAGGCCGGCGGCGCGCUGGAAGCCCUGAGCGCGGCUGUGGCCGGCGGCGCCACGGCGGUGGUGCUUGCCCAGGGUGCCGACGGCGGCGGCUCUGGCGGCGCGGAGCUGUACGAGGCUGCGGUACGCCUCAAGGAACUGCUGCGCGGGCGAGCCGUGCUGCUCAUCGCUGACCGAACCGACAUUGUCGAUGCGGCGGGGGCGGACGGCGCGCUGCUGACGGGCGCGGGCCUGCCCACCAUGGUGGCCAAGCGCAUGCUGCAAGACGGCCUGGCCCUGGUAGGGCGCGUGGUGAGCAGCGCCGAGGCGGCGGCAGAGGCGGCCGCAGACGGUGCCAACUUUGUGAUUCUGGAGCCGUCCGGCCCGGGGCUAGCUGCUCCCAACUCGGCGGAGGCGGUGGCCUCCCAGCAGCAGCAGCGCAGCAGCGCCAGCAUCCCGGUGGUGGCGGCGGUGUCGGGGGAGGCCGGCAGGGACCAGCUGGCGCAGCUGCUGGCGGCAGGCGUGGACGGGCUGGUGGUGCAGCUGGGAGACCUGCAGCCCGUGGCGGCGGCGCUGGCGCGGCGGCAGCCCGCGGGCGCCGGCGAGGCCGCCGCAGCCGUCAUGCAGCAGCUGGCCGGCGGCGUGGCCCCGCCUGCAGCCUCUCUACCAGCCGACGCGGCAGCUGCCGCGGCGGGGCCGCCCCAGGCGGUACAGCAGGCGGUACAGCUGUCCCAGCUGCUCAGCACCAGCAGGGAGGAGCUGGUGGAUGCCGAGCGCCAGCUGUUCACAGAGGCAAGCCCUGCUGCUGCUGUGCUGGCCUUCUUGGAGCGCUGGUGUCCUCAGAUGGGGGAGGCGCAGCUGCUGCGGGACGCCGUCAAGCAGCUGGACGAGCUCUUCCUGCUGGUGGUGCUGGGCGAGUUCAACAGCGGCAAGUCUGCGGUCGUGAAUGCCCUGCUGGGCCAGCGCUACCUUGCGGAGGGCAUCCUGCCCACCACCAACGAAAUCAACGUGCUGAAGCAUGCCGAUCCCGAGCACGUGCAGACGGCGGCGCAGGACGGCGACGGCGUGUUCACGCGCUACCUCCCCGCGGAGCUGCUGCGGGAGGUGAAUGUGGUGGACACGCCCGGCACCAACGUCAUCCUGGGGCGCCAGCAGCGGCUGACCGAGGAGUAUGUGCCGCGGGCGGACCUGGUGCUCUUUGUGCUCAGCGCCGACCGGCCGCUGACGGAGAGCGAGGUCCGCUUCCUGCAGUAUGUGCGGCAGUGGGGCAAGAAGGUGGUGUUUGUGGUGAACAAGACCGACAUCCUGAGCUCGGCGGCCGAGGUGGCGGAGGUGGUGUCGUUUGUGCGCAGCAACGCGGCCCGGGUGCUGGGCGUGGAUGAGCCGCAAGUGCUGGCGGUCAGCGCGCGGGCGGCCAUGCAGGCCAAGCUCGAGGUGCUCGGGGACGGCAGCAACGGCAACGGCAAGCUGUCGGGCGAGCAGGCGGCGGCGCUGGCGGCGCACCCGGCCUGGCAGCGCAGCGGCUUCGAGCCGCUCGAGCGCUUCAUCUUUGAGUUCCUCACAGGCGGCAACCCAGCUGCUGCUGCCGCGGCGACGGCGGGCAGCAACGGCACGGCGCGAGGCGGCGGCGAGGGCAGGCAGGCUGGCGCGGAGAGCGUGCGGCUAAAGCUGGAGUCUCCCCUGUUUGUGGCGGACGCGCUGCUGGGAGCGGCGGCGCAGCAGCUGGAGCAGGAGCUGGCUGUGGCGCAGCAGGAUGCUGCCAGCGUGUCAAUUGUGCGCAGCCAGCUGGCGGCCUUCCGACGGGAGAUGGAGAAGGAGGGGCAGCUGCAGCGCGACGAGGUGCAGCGGCAGGUGGCCGGCACCGCCAAGAAGGCGGCCGCCAUCGUGGACUCCAUGCUGCAGGCACGCUGCCACGCUGUGCUGUGCCACGAUCUGUCCAACAUGGAAGUCAUCACCUCCUACCUCUUCGGCCGUGCAGACGACAAGCGCGCUCUGCCGGUGGCCGCCAAGUUUGACGAGGAGAUGGCGGCCGAGGCCACCGCGGGGCUGACGGGCCUCGUGAAGGAGCACUCCGCCUGGCUGGCCUCCAACUGCCAGCGCCAGCUGGCCAACUACAGGCAUGCACCCACCCCCUGCGCUGUGCUGGACGUGCCGCCCAUCUCUCGGCUUGCGCUUGCGCGCCGCGUCCACCUGACGUUUGCGGAGCAGCGUGCGGCGGCUCUGGACGAGACGCUGGAUGGGCUGCUCAGCACAGAGCUGGAGGGCCUGGACUCUGAUGCCGGCGCCCGCAGGCGGUGGCGGGAGAUGCGACAGCUGACGACGGAGGCUGAGGUGGCGGCUGCAGACGGCGGCCCGCCGCCGGAUGCUGAGGCAGCGCUGGUGAUGCUGGAGGAGGAGGUGCGGGAGGCGGUGAUCAGCACAGCAGGCACAGCAGCAGGCGCGGCGGGCUUUGGCGUGCUGCUCACCGCCAUCCUGCCCACCACAGUGGAGGACCUGCUGGCCUUGUGCCUGGCGGCCAUGGUCGGGUAUGUGUCCAUCCUCAACCUCCCCAUGCGCCGCGCCGAGGCCAAGCGCAAGCUGGAGCACACGACCACCGCGUUUGCGCAGCUGACCGCGGCCGAGGUGCGGCGGGUGGAGCAGGCGGAGGCGGCCCGCGGGCAGCUGGUUGACACUCUGGACCGCCUCAAACAGCGGGUGGCCAACGUGGAGUGA
Chlorella variabilis is the source of this 2994-nucleotide messenger RNA. RefSeq lists its product as hypothetical. NCBI's taxonomy places the organism in Eukaryota, Viridiplantae, Chlorophyta, Trebouxiophyceae, Chlorellales, Chlorellaceae. Gene Ontology annotation, biological process: thylakoid membrane organization. Gene Ontology annotation, cellular component: chloroplast membrane. Bases 1 to 2994 code for a protein of 997 amino acids. Gene Ontology annotation, molecular function: GTP binding. The transcript is spliced from 16 exons. The record is from RefSeq and is a predicted model, not a curated record.